CUGGUGAAGUCAGCGGCGCGUCCAGUCUGUCUCCAGUGGGUCCGGUGUUGACCAAGCGCCGAUAAAAUACCUAGCUAAAAGCUGCACUUCCAGCACUGACGGACCUGACGGACCUGAGUCUGUGGGCGGGUCUUUGAAAGCACAAUGUGGGGCAUUUGCAGCAGAACCGUGGUGAAGGUGGGAAUGGCGAAACCCUGUGGCCUAAUGAAACCCUGUCACUUGGUGAAGCCUGUAUCAGCGACUCGGGUCAGUGGCAGAUACCUGACCCACCAGAAGGGACUGCCCAGUCUGCCUGUCCCCCCUCUGCAGCAGACCUGUGAGCGCUACAUCACUGCCCUGGAGCCCAUCGUGGAGGUGGACGAACUGAAGCACACUAAAGAGCUGGUGGAAGAGUUUCAGAAGGCAGGAGGGGUUGGAGAGAGACUGCAGAGAGGCCUGGAAAAGAGAGCACGCAUCACUGAGAACUGGUUGUCAGAGUGGUGGGUGCAGGUUGCUUAUUUGGAUUACCGGAUGCCUGUGGUGGUUCAUUCAAGUCCUGGGUUGGUCUUGCCCCGCAUGAACUUCAGUGAUAAGCAGGGACAAAUAAGGUUUGCUGCCAAACUGAUAGCGGGUGUUUUGGACUUUAAGACAAUGAUUGACAAUGAGACACUACCAGUAGAAUAUCUGGGAGGGAAGCCCCUGUGUAUGAAUCAGUACUAUGAAGUGCUGUCGUCCUGCCGUAUCCCUGGUCUGAAGAGAGACUCAGUGGUGAACCACGCCAAGAGCUCCAGGCCCCCCAAACACAUCACUGUAGUACACAACUUUCAGUUCUUUGUGUUGGACGUGUAUAACAUUGAUGGGACUCCACUGACAGCUGAUCAGCUCUGUGUUCAGCUGGAGAGAAUCUGCAGCUCCUCACUACAGACCAACAUGGAGCCUGUCGGCAUCCUCACCACCCAGCAUCGUGACUCCUGGGGGAAAGCCUACGUCAACCUCAUGAAGGAUAAGACCAACAAAGAAUCAGUGUCAGCUAUCCAAAAGAGCAUCUUCACACUGUGUUUGGAUGGAGCGAUGCCUUCAGUGUCUGAUGAGAUGUACCGCAGCUGUGCUGCCAUCCAAAUGCUGCAUGGAGGAGGCAGCCAGUGGAACAGUGGCAACCGCUGGUUUGACAAGACGCUGCAGUUUAUCAUUGGAGAGGACGGGACAUGUGGUGCGAACUACGAGCAUGCCCCAGCCGAGGGCCCACCCAUAGUGGCCUUGAUCGACCAUGUAGUAGAAUACACGAGGAAGCCAGAGAUGAUGCAGUCUCCCAUGGUGCCUUUGCCCAUGCCCCAAAAACUACACUUCAACAUCACACCUGAGAUCAAACAAGACAUUGAGGAAGCCAAGCACAACAUGAACAUACUGGCCCAAGACCUGGAUAUGAGGGUCAUGGUAUUUGGCCACUUUGGGAAAAGUGUUCCAAAGGCCCACAAGAUGAGCCCUGAUGCUUUCAUACAGAUAGCGCUACAACUAGCUUACUACAGGAUGUACCAGCGCUGCUGUGCCACAUAUGAAAGUGCCUCCCUGCGUAUGUUCAGACUGGGCCGUACAGAUACAAUCCGAUCAGCUUCAACGGCCUCAGCCACCUUUGUCAAGGCCUUUGAUGACCCCAGCAAACAGAACACAGAGAAGGUGGAUUUAAUGGAGAAAGCUGUAAAAGCACACAGGUCAUACACUAACAUGGCAGUCAGUGGCCAGGCCAUAGACAGACACCUUCUGGGCCUCAAGAUGCAGGCUGGAAAGGAAAAAAUCUCCAUACCUGAUAUCUUCACAGACACAGCCUACGCCAAAGCCUUACACUACCAGCUAUCUACAAGUCAGGUACCGUCCAAGACUGACUGCGUCAUGUGUUUCGGCCCGGUUGUACCCAACGGAUACGGCGUGUGCUACAAUCCUAUGAACGAUCACAUAAACUUUGCAGUGUCGUCUUUCAACACCUGUGAAAAAACGAAUGCAGCGCGUCUGGCCCAGGCCGUGGAGACUGCACUGCUGGACAUGAGGACACUGCUGGAUCAAACCCCAAGAGCCAAACUGUGAAGCUCCUCCAAACUUCACUUACUCUGCGUAGAUGAAGCGGAUGCUACAGGGCUAGUCUCAGUGGUGGCGCUAAUGAGUCAGACUUGAUAGGAAUACCACUCUUAGUGUGAUUGAGUGACAUUGAGAUGACCAGACCUCACACCUGGUGCAAGACUACCAAGCUCCAGAUGGUAGUCUGAACCAUUAUUCUGUUUUCUCACCAUAUUAUUGAUCGCCAUCAUGCACUUUAAAUGAUGCUGUGAUACCUGCUGUGUAGUGACUGGGAGGUGCUGUUCCUCUGGCAUUAAUAAUGAAGCACACACUUUUUUACCAGACAUUUCUGUUUCAAAGUGUAACACUCAAAUAUCAUCAACAGAAAUGAUCUCGUUAAUGGAUAUGGAUGGAUAUUUUAUCUUUUUAUUGUCAUGAAAUCACCCAGUGAGACCAGACUCUACAAUCAACUGAUUGUAUUAACAAAUAUUGUCUGCAUAGCCACAAACUGGUUUAUGCCAAAGUUCCUUAGACCCCCAUUGUCUAAAAACUGUUAAAACUAUUGAAACCACAGCUGCGUUCGAUGACAUUUUGCUUCAUUACGGCGUGGUUUACGAUGGCAUUUUUGAUUGCACCAUUGCUGCAUUGUACGGAGCCCGCCAGAAGUCCCAUGGUAGAAAAAUACAGGUGUGGAAACCCGAGUGCAUAGAUUUAGUCUCCACAAUCUCCACGGACUAAUAAUCCAUGUGAACGGAUUGAUAAACUGAGGACAUUUGAAACAAAGACUUCCAGACUAUGCAUUUGCCGCUUAGAACACGCCUUUCAUUUAGUGGGUGUAAAGAUUACAUAAUAAAUUACCCUUUUAAUCUGAAGGUCCGUAUCAUGAACGCACCUUUACUGAGCGUUUUUUGGUUUUUUGAUUUUUUCACCUCUCACAUCAUUCGUCCGUGUGCACAGAUUGCUACACUGAACAUAUGGUAUAUACAGUAAGUCCACACUCUUUAUUUAAUUAGUUUUUUAAUCUCUCCGCUCUGAUUUCCACAUCCACAUUUAAAAUUUCUACCAUAUGAUACCCAGCGGGCUCUGUAGUAUUGCAUUCUGUAUUGCUGUCUUUUUUUUCCUACUACCACUGGGAGUCACGAAAGUCCGAAUCGAGUCCUACAAAUAGGAUCUUUAUUGAUUUGAUCAGUUUAAAGUUGCCAUGUUUGAGAUGAUGUAAUAUCGGCUUUUUUGCAAAGCCAAGUGAUGUGAUGGUUUGUUGUUCAAAUUGUUCAAUACUUCCUCCCAAAUUAAAUGCAUAUUUGUUUUGUCCUUACAGUAGCAUGUUUCUUAAGUUGUAGUGUAGCACCGUUCUCCUUUUCAGCCCCGUCUCAAUGCACUCGUGACAUGCCAGCAGAAACCAUGGCAUAGUGAGAUUUUAUUAAUCCAGUGGUUUACUAUUGCAUGUCCAUAAAGUUGGGGGACAGAUAUUAAUAAAAGAAUGGACAGAAUCUGUGCAGCAGAG
Molecule: messenger RNA, 3532 nt
Organism: Siniperca chuatsi (mandarin fish)
Lineage: Eukaryota; Metazoa; Chordata; Actinopteri; Centrarchiformes; Sinipercidae
Gene: crata
Product: carnitine O-acetyltransferase a
Exons: 14
Coding region: 145-2058 (637 amino acids)
Biological process (GO): carnitine metabolic process, CoA-linked
Cellular component (GO): peroxisome
Molecular function (GO): carnitine O-acetyltransferase activity
Source: RefSeq, a predicted model, not a curated record